This is a messenger RNA of Coregonus clupeaformis (lake whitefish), 1688 nucleotides long. RefSeq names its product N-myc proto-oncogene protein-like. The record is from RefSeq and is a predicted model, not a curated record. Lineage: Eukaryota; Metazoa; Chordata; Actinopteri; Salmoniformes; Salmonidae. The coding region runs from base 146 to 1600 and encodes 484 amino acids. Gene Ontology annotation, molecular function: DNA-binding transcription factor activity, RNA polymerase II-specific; protein dimerization activity; RNA polymerase II cis-regulatory region sequence-specific DNA binding. The transcript has 3 exons. Gene Ontology annotation, biological process: regulation of transcription by RNA polymerase II.
AGCCCAGCACAAUGCGUGUCAGAGAUCUGUCUGUGCGAUACAAGAGUAGAUGUGUGCUCCUAAUCUAGUUUAUCACUGAACUGCGAGAGAGAUAUUCGAGAAAACACGACUCACACCACAACCUCAGUCAACGCGAGGCUUUCCAAUGCCAGCGAUUAUAAGUAAAAAUUCCGACAUGGAGUUCGACUCUCUACAACCCUGCUUCUACCCGGGCGAGGAUGACUUCUAUUUCUGCGGUCCCGACUCUGCGCCACCCGGAGAGGACAUCUGGAAGAAAUUCGAGUUGCUCCCCACGCCGCCCCUCUCCCCGAGCCGAGCGGCGCUACCGGGGGAGCUGGCCUUCGCGUCCGGGGGGGACAGGGGCGACUCGGCAGCAGGUCCCAUGGGCUUUGGAUUAGGCGACCCGCUGGGCUGCGACUGGGCUUCAGAGCUCCUACUCCUGCCCGAAGACGAUAUUUGGGGCGUGUCGGACGGAGACCUGUUCGGCGGCUGCUCCGCUUUGGAUAGUAACCCCAACUCCAUCAUCAUUCAGGACUGUAUGUGGAGCGGCUUCUCGGCCAGGGAAAAGCUCCAGAGGGUGGUCACAGAAAAGUUAGGCAAAGCCAUCUCCACCGCGGCUGCCUGUGGAGUUAGUAAAAAUGUCACUACCGCUACCGCCACCACAACCAAGGCGCCGGAGCUGAGUGUGGACCCCACGAUAGUCUUCCCCUUCCCCAUCAACAAAAGAAACGGUAGCACCAACAGCAGAUGUCCACCUGGGACGAUCUCCGCCUCUACUGCGCACUGUAGCGCAGAGGAAACGCCGAGCGACUCCGAAGAAGAAGAUGAUGAUGAAGAUGAGGAGGAGGAGGAAGAUGAAGAUGAAUCGGACGGCGAAGAGAUCGAUGUGGUCACCGUGGAGAAGCGGCGCGGUUUGUCGCCCAUGGCGACCGGCACUGUCACCAUCUCGGUGCGGUCGAAGACGGGCGGCGCUUCUGGGGCCGUGGCCUCAUCUGGUGUCGUGAGCCGAUUUGUCAGCAACCGGGGGUCGGCGGGGUCAAACGGUCACGGUCAGGAGCUGAUCCUCAAGCGGAGCUCGGUCCACCAGCAGCAGCACAACUACGCCGCUCCCUCGCCGUAUGCCUCUGACGACGACCACGCGCCCCCCUCCAAGAAACACAAGUCCUCUAACGCUCCUCGUCAAUACUCCCGUGCCCCCUCAUCAUCAUCAUCCUCGACAUUCUGCAGCUCCCUGACUAUGCCGUCAUCAACAAUGCCAGGUUCUAGGUCCAAACGCAACACCAGCGGUGACAGCAGCCCACGCAGCGGCGGCGGCUCCUCCGGUAACUCCGACUCCGAAGACUCCGAACGGCGGCGAAACCACAACAUCCUGGAACGCCAGCGGCGCAACGACCUGCGCUCCAGUUUCCUCACGCUCCGCGACCACGUGCCCGAGCUGGCGAGGAAUGAGAAGGCGGCCAAGGUGCUGAUCUUGAAGAAAGCGGCGGAGUAUGUGUCUUCGCUGGAGACAGACGAGCUGCGGCUGACGCAGGAGAAGGACAGGCUGCAGGUGCGGAGGCAACAGCUGAUGAGGCGACUCGAGCAGGCCAGGACUCGCUAAGAAUUUUUAGUGGCACAUAAUGCAUACAUAUACACACAGACAUAGACACAACACACACAUAUAUAUAUAUAUAUAUAUAUAUAUAUAU